AUGGCUCCGUCGUACAACAUCCGGCCUGAAAACACGCUGCGGCGUGCAGAGGACCUCAUUGCUGUUGACCAGAAAGAGGCAGCUCUGCAGACUCUGUACGACUUCAUCACCUCCAAGCGCAUCAGAUCCGUUGCACCACUGGACCUGGAACCUAUUGCAUUGUUGUUUGUUGAGUUGGGUGUUGAUCUGAGGAGCGGGAAGCUAGUGAAGGACGGAUUGCACCAGUACAAAAAAAACGUGCAAAGCAACGACUCUGGCUUGGAGUCUGUGGAGACCGUGGUGAAGAAGUUUUUGGAGAAAGCAGAAGCCAAACUGAACGAUGCACAGCUCAAAGCCAACGACGUCGCGGCCACCUUGGAGGCUGAGGCUGCUCAACUGGAGGCGGACGACGAGGACGAGGACGACGAAAACAGACAGAUCGUUGUUUCUCCAGAAGACGUGCUGAUGUCCAGUGUUUCCACGGAUGAUACCAAAGACCGUUCCGAUAGAGAGCUUGUUGUUCCUUGGCUGAAAUUUCUAUGGGAGGCGUACAGGACUGUUUUGGAUAUCCUGAGAAACAAUUCCAAGCUGGAAGUUGGCUAUGCUGCGGUUGUUUCGCAGGCAUUCGGUUUCUGUGUCAAGUACAACAGAAAGACCGAGUUCAAACGUCUGUGCGAGAUGCUGAGGACCCAUUUGCAGACAGUGACACAGAAACCUGCUGUUAAACACCAGAUCGAGAACCCGAUUGAUCUGUCUGACCCAGACACUCUUCAGAGAUAUCUUGAGACAAGAUUCAACCAGUUGAACGUUUCUGUCCGUCUCGAGCUCUGGCAAGAGUCUUUCCGUACGGUCGAGGAUGUGCACACUCUGAUGACGAUAUCGAAAAGACAGCCCAAACCAAGCAUGAUGGUGAACUACUACGACAACCUGGCCAAAAUCUUCAACGUGAGCGACAACCGCUUGUUCCAUGCUGCUGCUAGACAGAAGUUCUUCUCCCUGUUUGUGCAAUCCCCAAUAGCUACCGACGAGGAGCUCAAGCACUAUGCAUCUAUGCAGCUGCUGUCUGUUCUGUCCGUUCCAGUGACCUCGUCCUCCAAAGUUGACGACUUUGCCAAGAGAAAAGACAACAGGCUGUCGAUGUUGCUCAACCUCUCCAAGGUGCCUACCAGAGAGUCUUUGUUGACCCAGGUGGCUUCUAGAAACGUUCUGAGCAUCGUUGAUCCUGCCCUGGCCAAGUUGUACGAGUUGAUGGAGAAAGACUUGCAUCCUAUCUCGUUUGCUUCGCAAGCCAAAGACAUCUUUGCCUUCAUCGAGUCGAACAAAGAGUUCCACAUGUAUAUCAAGCCGCUGACAAGCGUCAUUCUGGAUAAGCUUUUUGAGCAGAUUUCAGAGGUUUACGAGACGGUCAAGCUGGACUUCCUGGUGAAGCUGUCCACAUUUGAGGGCCAAUUCAGGCUCACUCCAAUUGAGAUCGAGAGCCGUCUUCUUGCAGCAGCCUCCAACAACCUACUCUCCGUCAAAAUUGACCACGAAGCCAAGGUUGUCUCGUUCAAGACAGACACUCUAGAGAACUCUCUGCUCAGCUCAAUUCCUCUCAAUGUCUCGAGCAGAAUCCAGUACACUCCUACCGAGAUCAUUAGAACACAGCUUUCCUCUCUGGCUAAUACCCUGAGAGAGUCUGUCAGACUCAUUGACCCGUUGGCUUCUGAGAAUGAGAAGACUUUGAAACAGAAAGUCAGCGUGCGUGCAAAUGCUGAGUUCGCUGAGGAGAGACAAGAGGUGCUGGACCGUGCUCUUCUUCUGGAGAACAGAAUGAAGGAGGUGGCCGAGAUCAAGCGUCGUGAUGAGGAGGCUGCCACGAAGGCCAGAUACGAGAAGCUUGCUGCCGUCAAGAAGGCCGAGCAGGAAAGAAUUGAGCAGGAGACUGCCAAGAGGCUGGAAGAGAAGCGCAGAAAGGAGCUGGAAGCCAUUCAGAAGGCCGAGAGAAAGAAGCUGCUGAACGAGAUCAACGCCAAGGGUAUCAUUAAGGUGGACAUGGACGACAUCGAGAACCUUGAUGGAAGAAAGCUUCAAAAGAUGCAAAUCGAGAAGCUUGAGCAGGAUAGAAGGGUCCUCGAAGAGCGCAUUGAAGCCACUGCCAAGAGAUUUGACUACCUCGAAAGAGCACAGCGCAGGUACGAGCUUCCCAUGUUACAAGAGGAUGCCGAGGGGCAGAAGGGACGCGAGAUGGAGGUUUACGAGGAGAUGAAGCAGAAGUUGAUUGCCAAUGCCAAGAAGGAGCACGAGGAGGCUCUCAAGAUCAAGCAGCGACUGGCUCGUUUGAUUCCAGACUACGAGGCGUUUGUUGGCCAAAAGGAGCAGGCUUUGUGGGAGGAGUACGAGAAGAAGGCUGCCGAGGCCAACGAGAAGUUUGAGGCGGCCAAGAAACAGCGUAUUGCCGAGUUCAUUGCUAAGAAGAAAGCUGAGUUCGAAGAGCAGCAGAAGUCGUUGGCCCAGGCCGAAGAACGUUUGCAGAAGGAGGCUGCCGAGUGGGAGGCCAAGAUGACCAACCUGAAGUAUGCAGACAAGCUCAAGCUGAAGAGAGCUGGACAAUGGCCACCGGUGCCUCCUGCACACUUGCAAAAAUACAUACAGAAGGAGAUUAAAUAA
This is a messenger RNA of Ogataea angusta, 2628 nucleotides long. RefSeq lists its product as uncharacterized. The record is from RefSeq and is a predicted model, not a curated record. Gene Ontology annotation, cellular component: multi-eIF complex; eukaryotic translation initiation factor 3 complex, eIF3m; eukaryotic translation initiation factor 3 complex, eIF3e. Lineage: Eukaryota; Fungi; Ascomycota; Pichiomycetes; Pichiales; Pichiaceae. Gene Ontology annotation, molecular function: translation initiation factor activity; mRNA binding. The transcript has a single exon. Bases 1 to 2628 code for a protein of 875 amino acids. Gene Ontology annotation, biological process: formation of cytoplasmic translation initiation complex; translation reinitiation.